AUGCAGAACGAUAUCCGCCGCGAUCCCGAUGGCCACGCGCCCGGCGAAGUUCAUCACGCUGAUGGUGCUCACUUGCGCUGCCUGCCACGCGGUGGCCUGUGUGGGGUCGUACGCGGGGUUGUUCUGGGAGAAGAGCGCCUGGGCGAUCGAGCCGACGUUGUUGAUGUCUGCACGCGACUCACCAAGACGCGGCGAACUUCAACAAACGCGCAGGCGCGUCUUGUCCUCUUACCACCUCACGCCUCCACGCGAGCCAGGUUGCUGGCGCGCCUUGGGAAGAUGUCCCGCAGAGAAGAGCAGAACUCGAACGACUCGUGGACCCCGCUUGCUCAAGUGAGGAUUGUGCCUCGGCGACCGGAUGAGUCCAAGACUGAGGGCGAGGCCCGGAUGGCCGAGGAUAUUAGUCGCCUUGAGGAUGCCCUUAUUCAUGCCAAACGAAUGUACAACUACCACUACUCCCCGAUCUAUGUUCUUCCCGACGAAACUCUGCUGGAGAUAUUCCACUUCGCCCGCGCCUACGCACAUCGAAAAGCCGACGACCGUCGGACUAUAGGCCCCAUCGUUCAAUGGAUGAAGUCGGUCACACAUCUCUCCCAUCGGCUUCGCCGUAUCUCCGUCAAUGCCUCCUCCCUAUGGGAUCAGUUGCACAUACAUGAGCCGGACCCAUGGUCGAAUUUGCUCGGCGUGCACCUCGCUCGCUCCAGAACGCGAGACCUACAUCUUCAUUUUGCCGGUGUUCCGGAAAUAAUCCAGUACCUGCGUCGGAUAUAUCCUGAACACAUGCGUCGCGUUCGCACCGUGACACUCGAGUAUGAAGAAGAAGACACAGAAGAGUUGCCGCCUUGGUACAUCGAUGAAUACUUGCAUUUUCUGCCAAAUCUCUCAUCGCUCACGAUAUCUUGCACGACGCCGGACGAGCGGGCGAUUCCCCUCGAAACUUCCACUGGACAUCCCGCACUAUCUAGUCUUGUCCUACAACGCUGCUUCCUUUCCCAUACGGCAUGUAUAUGCCAGAACCUCGUCUCACUACGCAUAGAGGACGCGAUCGUGUCUGAAGAACACUAUGUCCCGAUUAUCUCUGGGACGAAGGCAUUGAGGGAACUUGUUCUCGCUAGGGUAUGCCUUGUCGAGGACGCGGAGCCCUUCACUGUACCACUACCGGAAUGCCUUGAACGGCUCGAGGUCACCGUCUCGACAUACUAUACAAUUCGGUGCUUCCAGACCCUUGCACCCUCCCCUAACGCACGCGUGACAACGCGCUACACGGCUCCACCAGCUGAUUGGCACACCCCCGAUGCGUUACUGAACACGCCAUCACUUGAGGAGAGUUAUACCAGCAUCCUCCGGACAUGGCUUGGAUAUGGUAGAGGUCCGGCAGUGUGCUCUGUCUCUUCGCGGUACAACUCUGUGGCGCUGGACACACAGUUGCGCAUGUGGAGGGGCGUUCCGAAUCGAAUUGACCUUUCGGUGCCGGAUGUGGAAGUCGUCUUGUAUACGGAUGAAGACGACACGCUCUCCGAAUUGCUGAAGGGGCCCGAAUACGGGAUGACAACAGAUCUAUACCUCGACCUGGAGUACAACAUCGCGAGCGCCGCGUGCUGGGAGGAACUAGAAACCGUGAUCAUGCCCGCACUUCGUACUCUACACGUCGCCGAGACUACGCUGGAGGAUACUUUGCCGCACUACUCUGUGUUUGUUACCACCUUUUUUGAAGGUGCACCGCGGAUGAGGGCUUGGCCACCAGUCUUACAUGUUGAAAGCUCGCCUUGUCGUAGCGCGCAAGAGAUCGACAAAGCCGCGGGUACUCUCCGUGAAUGGUUGGCUCUGACCUAUCGACGCGGGCUCUUCCUCGAAGAAAUACGUCUGCCGAAGGAGAUAGGGACUGCAAUGGACGCUCUCGAAGCGGAGACGCGCGAGCUCGCGAAUGUCCAAUGUUGGAGAGGGGUGGCCGAGGUUGUCCAGUUGUACUGA
This is a messenger RNA of Peniophora sp. CBMAI 1063, 1971 nucleotides long. The record is from the annotation of a GenBank genome assembly. NCBI's taxonomy places the organism in Eukaryota, Fungi, Basidiomycota, Agaricomycetes, Russulales, Peniophoraceae.